Molecule: messenger RNA, 1851 nt
Organism: Fragaria vesca subsp. vesca
Lineage: Eukaryota; Viridiplantae; Streptophyta; Magnoliopsida; Rosales; Rosaceae
Product: heat shock cognate 70 kDa protein-like
Exons: 4
Coding region: 122-1702 (526 amino acids)
Biological process (GO): cellular response to unfolded protein; protein refolding
Cellular component (GO): cytoplasm
Molecular function (GO): ATP-dependent protein folding chaperone; ATP binding; heat shock protein binding
Source: RefSeq, a predicted model, not a curated record
AACUCUUAGAAAUUUUCUACCCUAAAAACCUUGAACUCUGUAAAUAACUCACCAAGGCUUAAUCUUCAAAUCCGCCGCCCAACUCCGAACACCUCCAUAUUCCAUCGUUAUUGAGGUGAGAAUGGCUGGAAAAGAAGGACAUGCAAUCGGAAUUGAUCUCGGAACAAAGUAUUCAUGUGUGGGAGUUUGGAAGCAUGAUAACAAUGAUGUAGAAAUCAUAGUGAACGACCAGGGCAGCAGGACCACGCCAUCAUGUGUUGCCUUCACUGAUACUGAGCUUCUGGUAGGAGAAGCAGCGUUUAAUCAGGUCAUGAGAAACCCCGAAAACUCCAUAUUUGAUGCGAAGCGAUUGAUUGGAAGGAAAUUCAGUGAUACGACUGUUCAAAGUGACAAGAAGCUCUGGCCAUUCAAGGUGGUUGAAGGUCCUGAUGAUAAGCCUAUGAUUUUGGUCACGCACAAAGGCAAAGAGAAACAGUGUGCUCCUGAAGAGAUCUCGUCCAUGGUUCUUGCAAAAAUGCGGGAGAUUGCUGAAACCUAUCUUGGAUCAACUGUGAAGAAUGCAGUGAUCACGGUCCCUGCUUACUUUAAUAACUCACAGCGUGAGGCAACUAAGAAAGCUGGUAUCACUGCAGGGCUAAAUGUGCUGCGUAUCAUUAAUGAACCUACUGCAGCAGCCAUUGCUUAUGGCCUGGAUAAGAAGGCUGGCUGGUACAGCAAGAGAAAUGUACUCAUAUUUGAUUUGGGUGGGGGUACUUUGGAUGUGUCACUACUUACAAUAGGUGAUGGUGUCUUUGAAGUGAAAGCCACUGCCGGAGAUACUCACCUUGGUGGUGAGGACUUUGAUAACAAAAUGGUGAAUUACUGUGUUGAGGAAUUCAAGAGGAAGCACAAUUUGGAUGUCAGUGGAAACAUCAGAACUCUUAGGAGGUUAAGAAAUGCAUGUGAAAAAGCAAAGAGGAGACUUUCGUUUACAACUACAACUGACAUUGAAAUUGAAUGUUUGCAUCAGGGUAUUGAUUUUUAUGUGACUUUUACUCGUGCCAAAUUUGAACAUCUCAACCUUGAUUUCUUCAAUAAGUGUAUGGAGCCUGUGGAGAAGUGUUUGGAGGAUGCUAAAAUGGAUGUAGGUAGUGUGCAUGAUGUUGUUCUUGCUGGUGGCUCGUCUAGAAUUCCCAAGGUGCAAGAACUGCUACAGAAUGUUUUCAAGGGGAAGGAGCUUUGCAAGAGCAUAAAUCCUGAUGAGGCAAUAGCGAAUGGUGCAGCUGUUCAAGCUGCAGUAGUUUUGACAGGUAGGAACUUACAUGGGAAACUUCAGGAUUUCACUCUCUUGGAUGUCACCCCUCUCUCGAUUGGAACGGUUAUUGCUGAUACUAGUGACCCUCACAACUUCAAGCGAUAUAUGGAUCCGGUGAUUCCGAGAAACUCUCCCAUUCCCAUCAAGAAGAAAAAGAUAUAUGCCACUGUUUAUGACAACCAAAAAUCAGUUGGCUUCCCUAUAUAUGAGGGUGAGAGUAGCAUACCCACACAAAAUAACCUUUUAGGUGAAUUUUCACUUGAUGACAUUCCUCCAGUUCCUAAAGGUCAAGCUAAAUUUGAGGUUUUCUUUGAUAUUGAUGCAAAUGGUAUCUUGAGUGUCUCUGCUGAGGACAUGUCCACAGGCCGAAAGAAGGGGAUUACAAUCAACAGUGACAGAAGUACUUGAAGGCAUUGAGAAUGCGAGACCUGUUGAUGGAUGCUCCAUCAUUGGCUUGGUGAUGAGUCUCUUUCGUUAACUCCAGUUAUGUUUAUUCGAGGGUAUUGUCCUCUUUUUUGCAUAUACUCUACUUCAGAUAUUAAAAUCUACUGCAUUUU